Messenger RNA from Spodoptera littoralis (African cotton leafworm), 850 nucleotides. The record is from the annotation of a GenBank genome assembly. Lineage: Eukaryota; Metazoa; Arthropoda; Insecta; Lepidoptera; Noctuidae.
CUCACAGCUUCUGGGUAGCAAGUUCUGUACAACACAAGAACACAAAAUGAAACUGUUCAUCGUCUUAGCCGCUGUUGCUUUGGCCCAGGCCGCCAAACUGGACAGGACCUACCUCCCACCUAACGCUCAGGCUUCAGCAGGAUCUGCUUUCCUGGAUGCUCCUCGCCAGUCCAACGGAUUCCAGGGCUUCGAAGCUCGUCCCGUGGAGCGCGCUCAGGCUGCCUUCGAGAGGAACGCUGCCAUCCUUCGUCAAGACAACUCCAAUGAUGGAGAGACUUACGCGUAUGCUUAUGAGACUGAGAACGGUAUCUCCGGCGAGGAGAACGGAGUGGCGACCAACGGAGUGCAGGCUCAGGGCAGCUACUCCUACACUGGGGAUGAUGGCAAGGUCUACUCUGUGAGGUACAUCGCUGAUGAGAACGGUUUCCAACCCCAAGGUGACCAUCUUCCCACUCCUCACCCCAUCCCUGAAGAGAUCCUGAAGGCUCUGGAGCAGAACGCUCGCGAUGAGGCCGCUGGCAUUUUUGAUGACGGAUCUUACAGCGAGGCUAAAUACGAUAGCAACUCCCAGCAAACUUACUACGACAGCAACGCUCAAGCGAUAAACUUCAACAAAGCUGACGCUGUUGUUACCAACUCCGCUGGUCUUCGCAAUGAUGCUCCCUUCGUUCAACGCAACAACCAGAGGAGUGGAGUGCAACAAACCGCCUUUAACAGCAACGCUCGUGCUGCCCAAAGCUCCAGCUCCAGCUCUGCUGCUGGAGUCCAGAAAACGUACCUCCCGCCUUUCGCGCAGAAGGCUGGAGCGAGACAAUCCUCCUUCGACGCUAGAGCCGGCUACCGAUACUAG